This is a messenger RNA of Homarus americanus (American lobster), 717 nucleotides long. RefSeq names its product salivary glue protein Sgs-3-like. Lineage: Eukaryota; Metazoa; Arthropoda; Malacostraca; Decapoda; Nephropidae. The transcript has a single exon. Bases 1 to 717 code for a protein of 238 amino acids. The record is from RefSeq and is a predicted model, not a curated record.
AUGACUACAGACCCACAAUACCAGACCCACAAUACCCAGACUGUACCAAACCCACAAUGCAUCAACAAUACAUCAGACCCACAAUGCCAGACCCACAAUGCACCAGACCACAAUGCAUCAGACCCACAAUGCACCAGACCCACAAUGCACCAACCACGCAUCAGACCCACAAUGCACCAGACCCACAAUGCACCAGACCCUGAUACCCAGACCCACAAUGCACCAGACCCCAAUGCCAGACCCACAAUACCAGACCCACAAUGCACCAGACACAAUGCACCAGACCCACAAUGCACCAGACCACAAAGCACCAGACCCACAAUGCACCAGACCCACAAUGCCAGACCCACAAUCACCAGACCCGAUACCCAGACCCACAAUGCACCAGACCCACAAUGCACCAGACCCUACCAACCCACAAUGCACCAGACCCACAAUGCCAGACCCACAAUGCAGACCCACAAUACCAGCCCACAAUGCACCAGACCCACAAUGCACCAGACCCCAAUGCACCAGACCCACAAUGCACCAGACCCCAAUGCACCAGACCCACAAUGCCAGACCCACAAUGCACCAGACCCACAAUGCACCAAACCCACAAUGCUACACCCACAAUGCACCAGACCCACAAUACCAGACACAAUGCACCAGACCCACAAUACUGGACCCACAAUGCACCAACCACAAUGCACCAGACCACAAUGCACCAGACCCUGA